AUUUGCUGGCAUUUUUCUUGUUUCUUUUAUUCUAGAGAUACCCAUUUCUUGACUCUACUGUACUCUUGUCCCAGCAUCUCGAGCAUUACACACACACGCACAACGCCCACCAUGUCGGGCCAAUUCUUCAUCGAGAACAAGCUCGUCGGCCAGAAGAACGAAGCCGAAGACUGGCGCAUUAAGGGCUACAACCCUCUCACGCCGCCCGACCUCCUCCAGCACGAGAUCUCCCAGACGCCCGAGUCGCGCGCCACCGUCCUCCAGGGCCGUGAUGAGGCCGUCGCCGUCGUCAACGACAAGGACCCCAAGCACCGUCUCCUCGUCGUCGUAGGGCCAUGCUCGAUCCACGAUCCCGAAGCCGCCCUCGCCUACUGCGACCUGCUGCUCAAGGCCAAGGAGAAGCACAAGGAUGAGCUCGUCAUUGUCAUGCGCAGCUACCUCGAGAAGCCGCGCACAACUGUCGGCUGGAAGGGCCUGAUUAACGACCCCGACAUUGACGGUAGCUUCCAGAUCAACAAGGGGCUGCGUCUGUCGCGGCAGUUGUUUGUCAACCUGACGCACAAGGGCAUGCCCAUUGCUAGCGAGAUGCUCGACACCAUCUCACCGCAGUUCCUGGCCGAUCUGCUCUCUGUGGGUGCCAUUGGCGCCCGUACCACCGAGUCACAGCUACACCGUGAGCUAGCCUCGGGUCUCUCCUACCCGGUCGGCUUCAAGAACGGCACCGACGGGUCGCUGGGCGUGGCCAUUGACGCCAUUGGCGCCGUGCAGCACCCUCACCACUUCCUGUCCGUCACGAAGCCCGGUGUCGUGGCGAUUGUGGGCACGGUGGGCAACGAGGACUGCUUCGUCAUCCUGCGCGGAGGGACCAAGGGCACCAACUACGAUGCGGACAGCAUCGCCGAGGCCAAGGCGGCCCUGGAGAAGAAGGGCGUGCGCCAGAGGCUCAUGGUCGAUUGCUCGCACGGCAACUCGCUCAAGAACCACAAGAACCAGCCCAAGGUCGCGGCCUGCCUGGCCGAGCAGAUUGCCAAGGGCGAGAACGCCAUCAUGGGUGUGAUGAUUGAGAGCAACAUCAACGAGGGUAGCCAAAAGGUGCCCGAGGAGGGCAAGGCUGGCCUCAAGUACGGCGUCAGCAUCACCGACGCGUGCAUCCACUGGGAGGAGACCGAGAGCGUGCUCCAGAACUUGGCGGAUGCUGUCAAGUCGAGGCGGGACAUUCUGGACGGCGCAAAUGGACAUGCUUGAAACAAAAAGGACAAGAUGGUGAUUUCCGGGGUUUGAUAGAAAACGGCAUGAUUGAAUGAUAUCUCUCUUCUUGUUCAGCAGACCCUUCUACGAGCGUCUCAGUCAAGAGUCUCGUCACUGUGAAUCUUCAAUUUCCAACAUGUGUGUGCCUCGUAGGACUGGAUCUUGUCGACUACUUGGUAGCGAGGCGAUGUAAUACCAAAUUCUCGUUUUCGUGACGCCCGCCGAAAUGACGCGUCCAGCGAUUUUUAGAUCAGGCGGUCCCGGCCAUGCGAGAUUCGGUCUCAAUUAUUAGUUCACAGA
Molecule: messenger RNA, 1548 nt
Organism: Emericellopsis atlantica
Lineage: Eukaryota; Fungi; Ascomycota; Sordariomycetes; Hypocreales; Bionectriaceae
Exons: 3
Coding region: 112-1245 (377 amino acids)
Biological process (GO): aromatic amino acid biosynthetic process
Cellular component (GO): cytoplasm
Molecular function (GO): 3-deoxy-7-phosphoheptulonate synthase activity
Source: RefSeq, a predicted model, not a curated record